This is a messenger RNA of Branchiostoma belcheri (Belcher's lancelet), 1508 nucleotides long. RefSeq names its product nephrin-like. Gene Ontology annotation, molecular function: cell adhesion molecule binding. The transcript is spliced from 8 exons. The record is from RefSeq and is a predicted model, not a curated record. Gene Ontology annotation, cellular component: cell-cell junction. Gene Ontology annotation, biological process: cell-cell adhesion. NCBI's taxonomy places the organism in Eukaryota, Metazoa, Chordata, Leptocardii, Amphioxiformes, Branchiostomatidae. The coding region runs from base 180 to 1508 and encodes 442 amino acids.
CAAAUCUGAUUGGUCCAGGACCACUGAAAUACCAAGAUUAGAGAUUGGUCUUUAGCAGUUAAAUGUAACUCCUCAGUCGCAUUUGCUGCAUUUGUUUCUGGUUGACGUCGAGAGAGAGACACGUUGGAGUGCUACAUGUAGUAUCAACCUAGUCUUCUUGUGACACUCCAAGCAACAGUAUGGGUUGCAGUGUAAGGUGGCAGUGGUGGCGGUUUCAAGCCUUCUCUAUUCUAGCCCUCUUCUUAACAGUCCACUGCCAGCAGUAUUUUAUCACCGAGCCGGAGGACACCCAGGUUCCGGCAGGAAACACUGUUCUGCUGAAGUGCAAGGUCGGCAGGAAAACUGGGGAAGUUCAGUGGCUGAAAGACGGCUUUUUACUCGGCUCAGAUAGAGAUCUUCCAGGAUUUCCCCGCUACAGGGUUGUAGGGGACAGCUCGGCUGGACAGUACAGCCUACUGAUCGAGAACGCAAACCUGAACGAUGAAGCUGGGUUCCAGUGCCAGUUGGGCCCGCCCAAUCCUAUCGGAUCACGUACAGCAAGAGUGACCGUCUUACUGCCACCAGAUGACCCGAGUAUUGAGGGGUACAACACAGGAGUGGACAUCCCCAUGACUCCAUCACAGGGUCUCCAGCUGACCUGCCGGUGCAACAACGGCAAACCCGCGGCAAACCUGACCUGGUACCGAAACGGGGAAGAGAUCACUGAGGGGGUGUCCUACAGCAGAGAGAACACGGGGACAGAGAAGAGACAGAACGCCACCAGCGUGCUACAACUGGAGCCUACAGCUGAUGACAACCGCGCCAGAUACGAGUGCAGGGCCGGCCAUGCAGCCUUCGAUGCAACUAAGAAUGUCUCUGUCACCCUCAGUGUGGGAUCUCCACCAGGAAAUCCUGUCAUCACUGGAAUCGAGGCCAAAGUCGGAGACCUUCUACAGAUCACCUGCAGGUCUGAAGGUGGUGACCCGCUCCCUGACCUGGUCUGGUACAAGAAUGACCAGCGCAUCGACGACUCUUAUCAUUCUAGAAGCAAUCAGACAUUCAACCAGCUGCUUCACACCGUGGUCGCUAGCGACAACAACGCAGAAUUUUCCUGUCAGGCUUCAAAUGGCGUCACCCCAACUCCACUGAAGACCUCCGUCACAUUGACAGUAAAAUAUCCACCAGGACAACCUGUCAUCACUGGGUUCGAAACUCAGUCGGUCAAGAAAGUCGGAGACAUUCUCCAGAUCACCUGCACGUCGGAAGGCGGCAACCCGCUCACUGACCUGGUCUGGUACAAGAAUGACCAGCGCAUCGACUCCUGUUCCCGGACUGUCGGCAAUCAGAUGUUCAACCAGCUGGUUCACAUCGUGGUCGCAAGCGACAACAACGCUGAGUUUUCCUGUCUGGCCUUGAACAAUGUCACCUCAACCCCACUGAGGACCUCAGUCACACUGACUGUAGAAACUAAUGAAGAUACGUCAUGGACCAACAGCCUGUGGUCGUGGCUUGUGGGACCUGAAACCUAG